AUGUGGCAAGUGGUAUGGAUAACUAGCACCAAACAGCGAGACCGCUAUCCUCUCGAUUUGAUGAUAAGUGGGCGAAUGGGAGGGGCAACAGAUCCGCGAGAUAAAGUUGUCGCGCUUCUGGGCUUGAUAGAAAAAGGACAGUUGUCAAAUAUAGUAGAAUGUGAUUACAAAGGUAAACCUUUCUCGGUCGAUGCUGCAGCGCAUCAUGCGUCCAAUACCGUCGAUCUGACAUCAUGGGAGUCAGAUUUGCGACCACUAGCCAUGGAACUCCGAAUAUCAGAUGAUCCAAUACCUGGGUUACCCCAUUGGUCCCUAGACCUGAAAGCCUGUCCAAGUAAUGGCGAAGGGGAUUACCCCUUGCAAGGAUAUCCUCAUUAUAUAAUGCAGCGAGCGCGACCGCCCGAUAGACCGGGAGCUCUUGCUGAGUACUGCUUCAAAGACAAAAAUGGUGCUAUCGUUGAAAGGUAUUCUAGUCGAUAG
Molecule: messenger RNA, 480 nt
Organism: Botrytis porri
Lineage: Eukaryota; Fungi; Ascomycota; Leotiomycetes; Helotiales; Sclerotiniaceae
Exons: 2
Coding region: 1-480 (159 amino acids)
Source: RefSeq, a predicted model, not a curated record